AUGAGCCCCAAAAUCGGAGUCUUCCCUGCCUCCGGCGGUCUCGGGACAAGCAUUGUCAACCACCUUACAAAACUUGUCGCAGCGUCUCAAUUGGUCCUAAUGGCUCGCAACCCCGAUAAAUGGUCCAAACUGGGCCAAGAAGGUGCUACACUGCGACAGGCAGACUAUGACCAGCCAGCUACACUGGACGCUGCCUUUCAGGGUGUCGAUGUUUUGAUGCUGAUCUCAUACGCAUCUUUUGAGAUACAGCAUCGGGUAGAGGCGCAUCGCGCCGCCAUUCUAGCUGCCAUCAAAAGCGGCGUCAAGCACAUAUUUUACUCAUCGCUCGGAUUCGCGGGUGACCUGACCGAUCAAAGUGUAGCCCACGUUAUGGGUGCGCAUCUUGAAACAGAGAAGUUUCUCGACGAGCUAUCGGACAAAGUCACAUACACUAGCGUCCGCGAAGGGAUUUACUCUGAGUCAUUCCCAAUCUACACGGCAUGGUUAGACCCGGCGAACCCCGUGGAUGAAAUCACCAUUCCGCACCCAGGAACAGGGCCUGGGGUUGCAUGGGUGAAGCGUGAUGAGCUCGGCGAAGCAACCGCUAAGCUGAUUGUCUCGUACAUAAGCGACCCCGCCGGCUUCCAGUACUUGAACAAGAAGGUUUUGUUCACUGGCCCAAGGGAAAUAUCCCUUGCUGAGACGGUGAACAUCUUGGGUCGUGCGAUCGGAAAGCUUUUGAAGAUUCGGGAGAUCUCCGUGGACGAGUAUGUAGCUCUUCCACAAAUCGGGGAUAAGCAUACAUAUCACGGAGUCGAUCUCUCGAGGGAAUGGGCUACCGCCUGGGAGGCUAUCAAGAACGGAGAGACUGCUGUAGUGUCCCCGACUAUGAAAGAAAUUCUUGGAAGAGAGCCAGAGAGCUACGAAACAACUAUCCAAGCACUAGUUGGUUAG
Messenger RNA from Penicillium canariense, 933 nucleotides. RefSeq lists its product as uncharacterized. Lineage: Eukaryota; Fungi; Ascomycota; Eurotiomycetes; Eurotiales; Aspergillaceae. Bases 1 to 933 code for a protein of 310 amino acids. The record is from RefSeq and is a predicted model, not a curated record. The transcript is spliced from 2 exons.